Macadamia integrifolia is the source of this 862-nucleotide messenger RNA. Its product is annotated as flavin mononucleotide hydrolase 1, chloroplatic-like. Bases 140 to 499 code for a protein of 119 amino acids. The transcript is spliced from 3 exons. NCBI's taxonomy places the organism in Eukaryota, Viridiplantae, Streptophyta, Magnoliopsida, Proteales, Proteaceae. The record is from RefSeq and is a predicted model, not a curated record.
AUUCUGGGUUGAAGAUCAAGCUUCAACGUUUUGAAGACAAAAACUAUCGAUUCUCCCCAAAAAACAAAGAAGAAAAAAAAAAGGGCCAAAUACAAUAUCGUCGUUCGUUUCGGUCCCUUUGAUUCCAUGUUCGCCGUCGAUGGCUCUGUUUCUCAGACCAACAGUAUUCUCUUUACGUCCAACACCCACUUCGAAAUCCGUGAAAGUGGCUUACAGUAUGAAACCUUCGUUCACCUCUUCCUCAUCAGAUAAGAGUAAAUUGCCGAUAUUGCUCUUCGAUGUAAUGGGUACCAUAGUCCAUGAUCCUUUCUACGAAGAUGUACCCGCUUUCUUCCGAAUGACUUUGAAAGAACUAAUAGAGUGCAAGCACCCGACUGCAUGGAUUCAGUUUGAAGAGGGGCGGAUUAAUGAGAUGGAGCUAGCUGGAAAAUUCUUCAAAGAUGGAAGGUCAUUUGACAUGGAGGGUAGGAGGGCCAUACUUUACUUGAGAUAUCUUUAGAGAUCAGUCUUUUAGUGAUAGUGAACUUUCCCCCUAUAAAGCACAUUGUUUUCAUCAAAAUUUAGAAUAUGACUUAACAAGAAUAUUUAUCUGAAUAUUACAGUAAUUACAAUAAUCUUGUGACAGUAUGUUCUAUGAAUAUAUGAAAAUUUGAUACUAAUAAAAAAGAAAAAGGAGAAAAAAGAAGAAGAGCAUAUAUAGGGGAGAAGGAGAUUUGCAAUGCAUUUCAUUAUAAAACAUGUAUAACUUCUUUUUCCUUGAGCACCCUAUAUGCCUAUAUUGUAUUUCCUUGUUCACCUAAAUACUGUUCAAGUUAUUGAUUUAUGUGGUAAGAAAACUGUAGUGCAGAUAGCAUUCGAUAUA